Molecule: messenger RNA, 5029 nt
Organism: Lucilia sericata (common green bottle fly)
Lineage: Eukaryota; Metazoa; Arthropoda; Insecta; Diptera; Calliphoridae
Exons: 11
Coding region: 181-4167 (1328 amino acids)
Molecular function (GO): protein binding; ATP hydrolysis activity
Source: RefSeq, a predicted model, not a curated record
UAUAAUACAGGAAAAUAUGUUAUUUAGUCAAAGCAAUAAAAAUGUAGCGAAAUUGAAAAACGGGAAAAAGUAAACUAAAAAAUCACAAGAAUUAGAUAAAAUAACAAAAAAAAAAAAAAAAAAUUAUAAAAAAAUACCACAAUUCUAAAUACAGCAAAUUAAAAAAAAAAGACCACAAAAAUGGGAAAUGUUUGCAGUUCUGGCCAAAGCAAGAAAAAAGACAGCAUAUCUGAGAAGUCGGAUGACUCAUAUAAUAUAAAUAAAAACGAUCAGCAAACAGAUAAUGUAAACGAUAACAGUGAUCAAAGGAAGGCUCCGUUAGCCGAUCCAGAAAAUGUGCCUGAUAUAACAAAUAAUGAAUCAGCUGUUACUGUAAAAGGGAAUGACUUUAUAGAUAGUCGUAAUGGCGAUAAAUUGGCGUCAACAAAUAAGAAAGAAUCAAGUGAAUCAGCAACAGUUACAGCACCCAACACUGAGCCGAAUACUACACAAGCUGAUGUAUCAGAUUCGAAAAAUACGUCCACAACGUAUUUGUCCAUAUUACAAGGGAAGCCUUUACCCGGAAGAAAGAUCGAAAGGAACAAAAAAAUUGUAAUCUAUAUACUGGCUGAUAAUAGUCCAGAGUAUAAAAAACAUAAGCGCGUAGUUUAUAGUUUACACAAGCAGUUGGCAAAAAAAUGUCAAAGCAAAGGAUUUGAAAUGUUUAUCUCAGAUGUUCACAAUGUCGAUACAGGCAACAGAGUUAGUAACUAUUCAAGAUUGAUGGAAGCAAGUCGUUGGACUCAUAGUCCAUUGGAGGCACAGGGUGGUCAUGAAGAGGCAGCUAAUUGUCUGUCGGAAAUUACACGACACACCUCGUCAGCAUAUGUGAUUCCUAUAUUAUUUUUAGGAUCAUCUCUCGGCAUUCCAAUGCUGCCACUGACAAUUGAAAGUCAAGACUUUACGCAAGUUCUGACGGCGGCCAAUGAAGACGAGAAAGUUCUUUUGGAAAAAUGGUACAUUAUCGACAAUUGUUAUCAGCCCAUGUGUCACCGCUUAAAUACUGAACUUUGUAAAAAUUAUUCCGCUGCUCAAGAUGACGAGCUGAAUCUGUUGUUGGGAGUACUACUGAGACUAUUUUCGGAUGAUCUUAAAGAUUCAUACAUGUCGACCGUUGUCGAACAGGAAGUCAACAAUACUGUUCUUAUGAGCCAGGAACUUGCAAAACGUUGUAUAUGGAUACAGACCGGUCCACAAUACAUGAAAGCUCCAGAAAAUGCCACUGCCUAUGAUCUCGAGGUACUUAGACGUAUGUCCAAACUUUACACAGAACUGAAGUCACAUUUAUCGGAGAAAAACUUGAUUCGGAUUUUACCGACAAUGAAUAUUUUGGAUGAUGAACUAGCCGUCGUAAUUGAAAAUCUCUUAGAGAAAUCCAUUGCAUCAAUAUUUGAAGAACACGUCACUAAAAAUAAUAUCCCAUAUAAUACAAAUGGAGUCGAUCAUGUUCUUCUAGAAGAAAUUGAAUUAAUUGGACAUUACUCCAAAAUAUUAGCUCAAAACUCACCAAAUUUCGAUAUUAUGAAUGAUAUAAAAAGGUACAUAAAAGACAGUACAGCUCAUCCCUUAGUAGUGUCCGGGCCAAGCGGUUGUGGUAAAAGUGUAUUUAUAUCAAAAAUUGUUGAAAACAUACACAGAUGGAAGCCUGAACUUAAUCUAGUGCUAAGAUAUGCAAAUCUUGGUGUUAGAUCAUCUGAUCUGGUCUCCGUAUUGGGUUCGAUUGCUUCUCAAAUGUCGAUUUUGGCCUACGGACAUCAAAUUAGAAUGGAACAUACUCUCGAGAACUACUCGAAAGUAAUACAGGAUGUUAUCAAAAGCACAAAAUGUUUUUUUGUUAUUAUAAUCGAUUCGGUAGAUGACAUUAUGGAUGGAACUAAUUUAGAAUGGCUUCCAAUUAAUUUGAGCAACAUGUGCAAAAUAAUUUUAACCUUGACAGAGAAUAACAAUGAGGAAAAUCCUUUGAUUGAAAAACUCAUUGAAACGGGAAUUCCUAAUAGGUGUUUCAUCAAAAUGAAGCAAUUCAGUGAACGGCAGUGGCAGGAUAUUCUAAGCUCCGGUGGUGGAGAUUUUUAUGCGGCAAAUGGGGCCAUUAAAAUGCCACAAGAAUGGAAAAUGUUACAUGGUAAAACACCUUUUCAUGCCAAAUCUCUGUGGUGGUUAGCUUGGCUGGGCCAUACAUCUAUUUCAAUGACAGACAUAUCCGAAAUGUUGGGCAAAAUUUUGCAGGUUAUGGAAUCAAAAUUUUCAAGCGACCAUUCAGAAAUAAUGAUGCUAAUACUCUCACUAUCAGAAUGGGGUAUUAGAGAAAGCGAUUGCAUUGACAUAUUUCACAGAAUAAGCCAAAUUGAUGCGCAGGUCGCAUUUAGGGUUUGGUCGAAAUUUUGUUGGCUUAUGGGCCCAAUGCUACUAUCGAUACGAAAUAUUAGAAUUGCUGAUAAAUCAUUUCGAAAUGCCAUUUUGUCAAAGUAUAAGAGUAAACAUGCACAUGUCCACCAAAUUAUACGAGAAUAUUUUGACAGACAAGAGAACUACUUCACGGGCCUAAAGGAAAUAAUUCCUAUAUACAAUUAUCAAAAAUUCUUAAAGUUGCCUUACCAUCACUUCUGUAAUGUAAUGGAAGAUCAUUUAGGACUGAAUAAAGUUGAAAUACUAUUCCACUGUUUCUACUUUACUGAACUACAAUGGAUGGCUGAUAAAGUGCACGCUACUGGACCGGCACACCUAAUGAGUGACGUAUUGAUAUCUGAAAAAAUAUCUGGUACAUCUGAUCAGCCAUAUGUACAUAUUCGCUUGUUAAAAGAUUUCCUUAAAAAAUAUAUGCAUGAAUUGAACUACGAUGGUCAUCAGUUUUUCACGCUCAUAAAAUUCUACAUGAAAUCUCGCAUUAGAGAAGAUCCGUCAUUGAAUGAUGAUCAGAUUAUUCGGUCAUGGCUUGAAUGUACGAAUGAAUUAGAGAUUCCAUUCCUAGACAUAAUAAACACAAAUUUUGGAGAUGAACUUCAAACCGGAAAGAUCAGUUACGACGUUAUAGUUAACUUGCCUCAUCCAGGAUUUUUUGCCGCAUCAAUAAGCACAGAGAGAGAAGAAAUUUGCAUAUGGGAUGUUAAAAGUUGUUCACGAGUUCGCAUUCUUCAGGGUAUUCCACAACCAACAGCCAUGUGUCCAUUCGGUACAUAUAACGCAGCCGUAUUAUGCAGAAGAGAGAUCAAGGUUAUCAAUUUGGAUGAUGGUAAAUUUAAGGUUGCUCUAAAAGGAGUUAUGAAUCAAAAAAUGCCAUAUUUUGGAUUGCAUGAUCAAAAACAUUUGGUUUGUUUGUCACGUAAUAGGAUGUAUGUUAAUCUGAUGAAUUUAGAGUCUGGAGAUUGUGUUACUACAUUCAAAGCCGGCGAAGAUCGUUUUCUGAACUCUUUACUAGUAUCUGGAGAUGGAAGGAUUCUUGUCUGCGGAGAUGAAACACAAAAACCAUUCCCUUUAUUAGUAUGGCACUUAACACAGCGAAAGUUGCUUUAUGAUCUGCGGAUACCACAUCAUGAUUUUAUAACAUCAUUGUCCGCCAUAACUCAUGAAGGAUCUUACGUAUGUGUGGUUGCAAAAGAAUUGAAUGAGCCUACACCAAAUUUUAUUGUUGUAUACGAUUUGCAAAGUGGAACUCUAUUUAAGAAAUGGAAACCAACAUGUAACACUGUGUCUUUGGCAAUCUCUCAAGUCAAUGCAUGCGUUAUUGCUGGUCUAGAAGAUGCUAAAAUUCUCAUUUGGGACUUGGUAACGGGGAAUUGUCGGUCAACGCUGAUAGGACACAAUGCUCCGGUCACAAGUCUUAAAAUAGACCCCAUGGGAAAAGUGCUUAUGUCGACAGAUAAAGAAGGUCGCGAUAAUGCUUUACGUCUAUGGGAACUCAGUACAGGAAAGUCUUUAGCUGUCUUCAAGCCUCCUGGACAAAUUUCAGCGUGUGAAGUUCUACCAAAUUGUACUUAUAUCGUAGUAGCACUGACCAAUAAAACCGAGCUUUUAACAUUAUCAUUAAAUAAUUUCGCUAUGGAUUUAACACCCGACGACAGUCUCUAUGUCUUAUAUGGCAAUCAAGAUAAUCAAAACAAAGUUUUCCAAUUAAAUUCUGAACCAAACUAAUGCGUUCUCCGUCUAUUUUUAUUUAACAUUAUUUUAUAAUUCAUUGAGCAAUUAGAUAAUUUACAAUUAAAUCAAUUAUAGAUUAUUAAAUUCUUUUGCUGUACAUUUCGCAGUAGAAAUGAGAGCAUUUCAUUUAGUACGAGCCAAAAAAGAGAAAAAUGCAUAUUCCUACACCCAUCACUUUCAAGACACAGCAGAUUUUUUAAGUAAAGUAAAUAACUUUACAUAUUAUGCCACCAUCGGAAAUUUUUAUUUUGAUUCAACCGAUGAACAUACAUUAAGAAAUGCAGAUAUAUAAGAUGCCUUCGGCAUUACGUUGCACAAUUUUAUUCGCCACUGUAAUGUUGUAUGGAAAUACAUAAUGCACAUUAUUAUAAAAUAAAUCUUUAUUUCCAAUUAGUUUUAGUGAAUAAAAUGAGACAAAAUUCAAAAAACGUACACACAACAUUUAAAUUAACUUUUAGAUUUUUAGUUAGUUUUAUUUUAUACAUUUCAAUGUAUAUUUAACAAAAAAAUAAACAAUUCACAAACUUAAAAUUGCAUUUAUUUAGUUAAACGUUAAAAAUAGUAAAUAAAAUACAAAAUACAUUUGUAUAACAAUCAUUUAUGUUAUUGUAACCAAACAAAAAAAAAACAACAAUUAUUAAUUAUACUAUUACUUACUACAACUUAAUACUACUACUAUUUUACACGACACGUGCAUUACUAAGACUAAAACAAAAAACUCGUAAACUUUGUAAAUAAAAUAAAUAAAAAAGAAAAUAUAAAGAAUCAGCAGAUGCAUAAACAUAAAUCAUACAAUUUAAUGUAAAUGUUCUUACCUAGUAUAAAUGUUUGCCAUAAUAAAUUCCUUCAAAAUAAA